Molecule: messenger RNA, 1455 nt
Organism: Lampris incognitus (smalleye Pacific opah)
Lineage: Eukaryota; Metazoa; Chordata; Actinopteri; Lampriformes; Lampridae
Gene: chrna5
Product: cholinergic receptor, nicotinic, alpha 5
Exons: 7
Coding region: 262-1455 (397 amino acids)
Biological process (GO): signal transduction; monoatomic ion transmembrane transport; chemical synaptic transmission
Cellular component (GO): neuron projection; postsynaptic membrane; synapse
Molecular function (GO): acetylcholine-gated monoatomic cation-selective channel activity; transmembrane signaling receptor activity
Source: RefSeq, a predicted model, not a curated record
CUGAGAUCAGGAGGGGCAGCUACCUCUCCCAUCCUGCUGCUGGCACUGCUGCCGCUCUUUUUGUGCAGUUGCCACCUGUGUCACUCACUGCGCAUUCCCAAACUUUCAGCUUAUGCAAAGACAGAGGACAGGCUGUUCAAGUACCUCUUUAGAAACUACCAGAAAUGGGUGCGACCAGUAGAACACCUCAAUGGGACAGUGGGGGUGAAAUUUGGACUGGCCAUCUCCCAACUAGUAGAUGUGGAUGAGAAAAAACAGCUUAUGACAACCAAUGUGUGGAUGAAACAGGAGUGGGUUGAUAUGAAACUGAGAUGGAACCCUGAUGACUAUUUAGGCAUCACAGCUAUUCGAGUCCCCUCUGACACCAUCUGGAUCCCUGACAUUGUGCUGUAUGAUAAUUCAGAUGGCCGUUUUGAGGGUACUGUCACCAAGGCUGUUGUCAAGUAUGAUGGUACUAUAUCAUGGACAACACCUGCCAAUUACAAGUCGGCCUGCACCAUCGAUGUCACCUUUUUUCCUUUUGACCUCCAGAACUGCUCCAUGAAGUUUGGUUCCUGGACCUAUGAUGGCUCACAGGUAGACAUCCUUCUGGAGGAUUUCCAUGUGGACAAGCGGGACUAUUUUGAUAAUGGUGAAUGGGAGAUAGUGAAGGCUACAGGCUGCCGUGGUCUGAGGACGGAUGGCAGCUCCUUCUAUCCCACCAUAACUUACUCCUUCAUCAUCCGCAGGUUACCGCUCUUUUACACCCUUUUCCUCAUCAUCCCCUGCAUUGGGCUGUCCCUCCUCACUGUCCUUGUGUUCUACCUGCCCUCCAAUGGCGGGGAAAAGAUCUCCCUCUGCACCUCAGUUCUUGUGUCGCUCACCGUUUUCCUCCUGGUUAUUGAGGAGAUCAUACCCUCCUCCUCAAAGGUCAUCCCACUCAUCGGGGAGUAUCUGGUCUUCACUAUGAUCUUCGUCACACUCUCCAUCGUCAUCACCGUCUUCGCCAUCAACAUCCAUCACCGCUCUUCUUCAACACACCACGGCAUGGCGCCUUGGGUGAGAAGGAUUUUCUUGCACCAACUGCCUAAGCUUCUGUGCAUGCGCAGUCACGUGGACCGAUAUGCCUCAGCUGGGAUGAACAGGCCAGGGCAAGCAGGGCAAGGGGAAGUAGGAGGAUUGUUAGGGUUGCAAAUCACAAAGGGACCAGUUCCAAAGUCAUCGCCUCUCUUCUAUUCACAACACGGCCUGCAGGCAGCUUUGGACUCUAUCCGCUACAUUACAAUGCAUGUAGUCAAAGAGAAUGAGGUCAGAGAGGUGGUGCAAGACUGGAAGUUUGUUGCCCAGGUUCUGGACCGCGUGUUCCUCUGGGCAUUCCUCCUGGUUUCAAUACUGGGCUCUGCUCUACUCUUUAUCCCCGUCAUUUAUAAGUGGGCCAACAUUAUUGUACCAAACCAUAUUGGAAGUGACAUCUAA